AUGUCCACUGGCGGCAGGUUCAACUUUGAUGAUGGGGGGUCAUACUGCGGAGGGUGGGAAGAGGGCAAGGCGCAUGGCCAUGGCAUUUGUACAGGACCCAAAGGCCAGGGCGAGUACUGCGGGUCCUGGGCCCACGGAUUUGAGCUGCUGGGAGUCUACACUUGGCCCAGCGGGAACACUUACCAAGGAACCUGGGCUCAGGGCAAGAGACAUGGGGUGGGAGUGGAGAACAAGGGCCGCUGGGUGUACAAGGGCGAGUGGACUCAUGGCUUUAAGGGACGCUACGGUCUUCGCGAGAGCACCGGCACGAGCGGCAAGUAUGAGGGCACAUGGAGCAACGGCCUGCAAGACGGAUACGGGACGGAGACCUACUCUGAUGGAGGUACAUUCCAGGGUCAGUGGGUUGGAGGGAUGCGUCAUGGUUACGGCGUUCGACAGAGCGUCCCAUAUGGGAUGGCGGCCGUCAUCCGCUCCCCCCUGCGCACUUCCAUAAACUCCCUGAGGUCCAGUUCAGAGCACAGCAAUGGGGCGGCUCUACUGGACCGGACUGGGACUGUGGUCCCAGUGCCGCCCCCAGGUCCUGGGACCCUCACCACCAGUGUGUCCAUGUGCAGCACUGGGAGCAGCGGCAGCAGCCCCGCAGUGUCCCGCGGAGGCUUUGUCCUGACGGCCCACAGUGAGGCUGAGCUGCUGAAGGGAAAGAGGAAGAGCGGCCUGUUCAGAAGGUCCAUCCUGUCUGGUCUGAAGCUGCGGAAGUCUGAGUCCAGGAGCUCGCUGGCCUCGCAGAGAUCCAAACAGAGCUCUUUCAGGAGCGAGGCGGGAAUGAGCACCGUGUCAUCUGCGGCUUCAGACAUCAACUCCACCAUUAGUCUUGGAGACGGAGACGCAGAGCUGGCAGUUGCAGACGACGAUGUGGAUGCCACAGCGACAGAGACGUACAGCGGCGAGUGGAAGAACGACAAGCGGACAGGCUUUGGGCUGAGCCGCCGCUCUGACGGGCUGCAAUACGAAGGCGAGUGGCUCAGUAACAAGCGGCACGGCUACGGCUGCACCACGUUCCCCGACGGCACCAAAGAAGAAGGCAAGUACAAGCAGAAUGUCCUGGUGAGCGGAAAGAGGAAGAACCUGAUCCCACUACGCGCCUCCAAGAUCAGAGAGAAGGUGGACCGCGCCGUGGAGGGGGCGCAGAAGGCCGCAUACAUCGCCCGGCAGAAAGCGGAGAUCGGCUUGUCCAGGACGGCGCAUGCCCAGGGUAAAUCAGAGGCAGCAAUAGCAGCUGCUCAGAAAGCCCAAGAGGAGAGUCGGAUGGCCAGAGUUACUGCCAAACAGUUUUCCCCUUCAUUCCAGCACCCAGGAAAUGGUAUGGAGGUGCAGCGCCCCAAGCGGCAGGUGUCCAGUGAAAUGGAAGGCGAGGGUUUGUCGAGCAGCGCCGGCACCGCGGACAGCCCCGACAUCUACGUGAAGAGCGGCGCUUCAGAUGACCCGUCGCACGAUGGUGUCACCCCGGACUUGAGCCCGCCCUCCUCCUCUCCCCCCCACACGCCCCCCGCUCCCAUCAGACCGUCCCAGCGCAGCAAGAGUGCCCGCUUCCACAGACAAACUGCAGUGGACCACGGGGACAAGGCCAAAGAGGGAGCCAAUGAGAAGGCCGGGAAUGGACAGACAGAGAUCCAGGUGUUGAUCGAAGGAGGAGGGGAGAACGCCAAAACAAACGAGUACAACAAGGCCAACAGCUGGAGCGAGGACAAGCGCAAAGCCGCACUGUCCAAAGAAAAAGGCGUGAGUGGACGUAUAGUUAACAGGACCAACGGACACAACAAACACUCCAAUAUCAAAACACGAGAACACGGUUUGUCCAAUCACAGACAGGUACGACAAGAGCGGUGGGUGGAGUCCUCCUCCUCUGCUUCUUGGACGUCCGGCGGACACAGAGGCAGAGGUGGACGGCUACUGGAACAAGAUGAGGAAAAAAUCAGUAACUAUGAGAUGGAGAUGAAGCCUUUACAGCCCAGAGACUCCGCGGCUCACAAGGCCCAUGGGCACGUGGAGGAGCGGCCUAACGAGGGCCGCUCUCACACCGUCCCGCGGCACAGGCAUAAGAACCGUGAGACCAGGGAGGGACGAGACACUGGGAAAGAGUCCAAGCAGGACAAUGCACGAACAGGGGACAAGAUGGACUCAAGGCCCCUACGGAGGGACCUCACCUUGUCGCCUCCUCUCAAGUCCUCCCCCAUCACGCCAGAGCAAGACCUGAGCAUUACGCGGAGCAAAGGCAACUCGGCCUACAGCUCUAUCCUGGUCGUCAUGGUGAUCCUGCUCAACAUCGGAGUGGCCAUUUUUUCACUUGAGUAUUGUGAAGACUGCGCAGCCCUGCGGUGUGGACUCAGGGCUCAGGCCAAAGAGAAGUCCCAGCGAGUGGACCACAGGCAGUCCAUCCACCGGUCCAGUCUCAACCCUGACUCUCCUCAGGAUGCAGAUGUCCGCUUCCACUGCAGAGAAUCUAGUGAGUGGAGAAUGGUGGAAGGUCGAAGCUCGAUCCAGAGGGAAGGAGUCUACUGCUGGUUCUCGUCCCUCACGUCGGCUCAGCGGGUAGACUUCUUGUGCGGCCUGCUGGACCUCUGCGUCCCCAUCGAGCUGCGCUUCCUGGGUUCGUGCUUGGAGGACCUGGCGCGUAAGGACUACCACUCGCUCCGGGACGCCGAGAUCAAGGCCAACAACCCCACGGAUCUGUCCGGCCUCACCAACAUCACAGACGAGGUGGUGCGGAGUAAGCUGCUGGUGUCUCUGGCCCUGCUUGGCUCCGACAGCAGGGAGGCGGCGGGGGUCUUGUACCGGACGCUCACGCACAUAGACACGGUUAUAAACAACUAUGGGCUGGCACAGAAUGAUGGCAAGCCUGAGGAGCAGUUCCUCUUGCUCUUCACCAUGGCCUCCAACCACCCGGCCUUCAGCUUCCACCAGAAACAGGUCCUGAGGCAACAGCUGGGUCAGAUUCAAGACAUCCUGCAGGUGAGCAGCAGAGACCCAGCAGCAGCAGCUGCAAGUCCCUCCUCGGACUGUCCUCCUCACCAGGCCUCGCACUCCCCCUCCUCUGUGCCUGAAGACAGCGCCCCCUACCUGUCUCCAGCCUGCCAGCCCUGCCAGCCCUGCCCCACUCCCUGCACCUGCUGGCACAAGGUACACAGCUGUCUCUAUGACUGCGAAUCAGUUCAGUUUGCAGAAGUGUGUUUGAUGGACGAUCCUCUCCCUCCACACCUGUCCUCUCCCUCCACACCUGUCCUCUCCCUCCACAUCCGUCCUCUCCCUCCACAUCUGUCCUCUCCCUCCACAUCUGUCCUCUCCCUCCACAUCCGUCCUCUCCCUCCACAUCUGUCCUCUCCCUCCACAUCCGUCCUCUUCCUCCACACCUGUCCUCUCCCUCCACACCUGUCCUCUCCCUCCACAUCUGUCCUCUCCCUCCACAUCUGUCUUCUCCCUCCACAUCUGUCCUCUCCCUCCACAUCUGUCCUCUCCCUCCACAUCUGUCCUCUCCCUCCACAUCCGUCCUCUCCCUCCACAUCCGUCCUCUCCCUCCACACCUGUCCUCUCCCUCCACAUCUGUCCUCUCCCUCCACAUCUGUCUUCUCCCUCCACAUCUGUCCUCUCCCUCCACAUCUGUCCUCUCCCUCCACAUCUGUCCUCUCCCUCCACAUCCGUCCUCUCCCUCCACAUCUGUCCUCUCCCUCCACAUCCGUCCUCUCCCUCCACACCUGUCCUCUCCCUCCACAUCCGUCCUCUCCCUCCACACCUGUCCUCUCCCUCCACAUCUGUCCUCUCCCUCCACAUCUGUCCUCUCCCUCUACAUCUGUCCUCUCCCUCCACAUCUGUCCUCUCCCUCCACACCCGUCCUCUGCCUGCACACCUGUCCUCUCCCUCCACAUCUGUCCUCUCCCUCCACACCUGUCCUCUCCCUCCACAUCCGUCCUCUUCCUCCACAUCCGUCCUCUUCCUCCACAUCCGUCCUCUCCCUCCACAUCUGUCCUCUCCCUCCACACCUGUCCUCUUCCUCCACAUCCGUCCUCUCCCUGCACACCUGUCCUCUCCCUCCACUUUCCUCCUCUCCCUCCACAUCUGUCCUCUCCCUCCACAUCUGUCCUCUCCCUCCACAUCUGUCCUCUCCCUCCACAUCUGUCCUCUCCCUCCACAUCUGUCCUCUCCCUCCACAUCUGUCCUCUCCCUCCACAUCUGUCCUCUCCCUCCACAUCUGUCCUCUCCCUCCACUUUCCUCCUCUCCCUCCACAUCUGUCCUCUCCCUCCACAUCUGUCCUCUCCCUCCACAUCUGUCCUCUCCCUCCACACCUGUCCUCUCCCUCCACACCUGUCCUCUCCCUCCACAUCUGUCCUCUCCCUCCACAUCUGUCCUCUCCCUCCACACCUGUCCUCCCCGUCCGCAUCCGUCCUCUCCCUCCACACUGUGGUAGAAGUGGGGUUGCCAAUGUCAACAGCCGAGACGUGGUUUCUGCUGCAUGUGUGGAGCAGACCCUCGUCCCUCCUCGUGUGGACGUCCCGCCUCUGUCCCCUCUUCCUCCUGCUCUGCCCACUGCCCACAAACACGACACGGGGAAAACAUCUAAAGUGAUGGUUGAAAGGGUGAUCCUGAGGGGUAUCACACACAAGCCCGAAGAGAGCACAGAGCUAAUAUUUGAGACACAGUGGUCGGAUGGAUUUGUUUCCUCUGUUAUGCGAACUGAACAAGAGGUGACAGAACUGCUUUCACAGCUCUCACAGGUGUUUGCCGAUGAGGAAGUGGAGAAUGUGCCUCUUCAGAGCAUGGAUCCCAGGUGCCUGAGCACUCUGCCCUCACACCUGCUGCAGCACCACAGUGUCCAGUGGUUCUUCUCAGGGUCUCACUCGCCCUCUGCCCCAACUGCAAACGCCGCGACACUCCUGCUCCCGUCACAGACCACUGUUUCUACGGCAACCACCUGUGCACACCCCCCCUGCUCAAAUCCUGGGUUUUUGGUGCAGCACAGAGGCGUCAACAGGGCAAUGUAUAAAGUAGCCAGUGUCUUGCCGGUGGUCAGCUCCCACAGCUCUGUUAUGGCUCGCCCUUCUCUCCCCAUCUUAUCCCUCCCCCCUCCUCUCCCACAGGCCUUCCCUCUCCCCCCUCUGCCUGCAGCCCUCCCCAGCUCAGAUGAGCCCCUCAAACCGGCCUGCUUCCCCCAUCAUCACCCUCAGACUCCCCCCACUCAGCCCUCACCCUUCUCCCAGUCGCUGCCCUUCGCCCAGUUCCAGUCACGUCCAGGCACGUCCCACCUGCCUCCCCCCACACACCCCCAGCCCGGCGGCCCCGACCAGAACGGGAUCCUGGACUGGCUCCGGAAACUGCGGCUGCACAAGUACUACCCCGUCUUCAAGCAGCUGACCAUGGAGGAGUUCUUGGCGUUGACAGAGGAGGACCUCAACAAGUACGACCUUACUCAAGGAGCCAAAAAGAAACUGAAAACACAACUGGAGCUGCAGAAGUCUGUGGACAGGGAGAUGAAACUGGAGAAGAGAUUAUGCGGUGGGAUAGCCAGAGUGACCCCCUCAACGUACGUAGGACCCUCGUCGCUCACCUCGAAUGCAGAGUUGAGGAUCGAAGUCGAGGCAGGAGUUCACCAUUCCCCGGUUUCUACGGACAGCGGCUCGACCUCGGGGUACUCCAGCUCUCCCUGCUCCCCCCGCGGACCCCUCUGCUGGGACUCCAGUUUCGACCGAACCAGGGACUUCCAUCGACGUGUGUCUGGUCCGGACGGCCUCAGCGCCAGCCCAGAGAAAGACCGAUCCACAUUCUACAUGCUGAACUCGAGCUGCCCCGCGGUCUCUACACGUCCCACGGCGCAGGUGUUGCCCGUACAAACCUCCCCUCCUCCGCCUUCCUUCAGUGUCCCACAGAACUCAUUCCCCCCACAGGCCAGUUUCCCCCAACAGACCCUCCUCCCACCGCACGCCAACCCCGCCCGAAUACUUGCCUCCCCACGCAAGCCGAGACCUCCAGAAACUAAACCAAUGGGCUUCGGAGUGGGUUUUGGCGCAGGCUGUGGUGUGAGGCUUGAGACCUUGUUCCCAGGCCUGAGCAUAGAGGGGUCUCUUCCUGUACGACCCCAGGACUCUGCGGUUUGCCGUGGGUUAGUGAGCGGUGCGGUGGGACUCAUGGUAGAGACCAGUUCGGCUUUAACGUCCACAUCCAACAGCCAUCAUCACGUCUCUCACCCCCCAGUGCACUUCCACCUGUCGUCUUCAUCCACCCCCGCGGCCUCUGGAUCCUACUCCUGCCCCCUGGUGUCCUCUUGCACCACCCCAAAGUCGCCCACAGGACUGAUGGCCACCGGGAUCACGAUUCCCAGAACUAACUACUACACAGCAGUCUCCAGCUCCUCCGCAUGCGCUGCAUCGUUAGACUGUGGUGGGUCUGACCACAGCCCCUCUGCGUGCGUCUGCAGCUCGUGUGGUUGCCGGGGUAACUGCGGUGCGUACGGGGCAGUGCCGGGGUACGCCACCGCCGGUUACCUCCAACAGUUCACGCCUGGACCCUCGCUCUUCACUCUGGGACCCCUGCUUCACCUGAGCCCCCUGAUCGCCUCCUCCACCUCUGCGGGUAACGGGCCCUUCCCUUACCCAAUGAUGGCCCCGCCUGUAUACCACCACGGCCCACAGUCACAUGACCAGAGCCACUUCCAAGGCAUGCUGGGGAAUGCGGUCCAGAAGCACGUGGCGAAUGUGUCGUGCUACAACUGCGGUGGCGGCGGGCACAGGGCAGACGAUUGUAAACAGCCGUCCAUGGACUCAGCCCAGCAAGGUUUGUUUCGACUAAAGUACAGCGCUCACAGUGAAACCAAAGACUCUGGGGACUAA
Molecule: messenger RNA, 6876 nt
Organism: Knipowitschia caucasica
Lineage: Eukaryota; Metazoa; Chordata; Actinopteri; Gobiiformes; Gobiidae
Source: the annotation of a GenBank genome assembly